UGGGAGGGAGCAGCUUUGUCCCCAGAGGCGAGGAUUCUGGGAGCUCCCUGGGCUGGAGCUGGGCUUAGGUGCGCCCCGGAGGCUUGGAGAGACGACAGCUCUUUUCAUCAUGGUGGUCUUGAGCCCAGGUGAGACGGUGGAGAUAGAAGACCUUGAAGAGAAUAAGGCCCUGUGCGUCAGUUACCGAGCCCAGGCGGUUUAUGGGCUGUGCGAGGAGGUACAGGCGAGCGUGCAGAAACACACGCAGGGCCUGCGACACAGUAAGGAGGAGCUGAACAGGCUUAACCAGGCCAUCCAGCGGCUGACUGCGGAGGUGAACAGUGCUAAGAGUCAGCCCUGUGAACUAGACAGAGCCAGGGAGCCACGAGCUCUGCAGGAGGAGAGUGCCUCAGAUAGUGCCCAGGGCAAGCUGGCCUGGCUGGAGGCCGCCCUGCAGCGAGCCAAGCAGGACAUGGCCCGGCAGCUGCGGGAGUACCAGGAGCUCAUGAUCGUGAAGCUGGGCCUGGACUUCGAGAUCGCCACCUACCGCAAGCUGCUGGAGGGCGAGGAGAGCAGGCUUGGUCUGGGAUUUGGGGCAGGAAGCUUCACCCUGGGCAGCGGGCUGGGCUCAGCCUCUGGCCCGGCCAACCUGCUGCCUCCCCGAGCGGGCUCCGGCGCCCUGGACACGAGCGCCCCUGGCGGCGGCUGCGCGCUCUGCGGCUCCCCCGGAUGCUUCGGGGGCUUUGGCUGCAGCGGUGCCCGCAGAUGUUGAACCUUCCUGCCAUGCUCUGGAGAAAAAGAACCCUAGCUUCUGCCCCAAGGACUUGACCCUCUGUCUCAGACGCCCCCUCCCACGGAGCUAGCCGUCACCUCAUCUUUCCCUCUUGCCUGCCCCCACCCCGGAGCGUAAAGUCUUGGAAUCUAAUUUACCGGACGGUGACUGCCCGGUUUCCAGGGUGAAGAUAGCCCGGAUGCUGAGCCACUGAGGAGGCCGUGUGGCUUACCUGGACCCAGCACCCUGUCCCUCUGACCUGCCCCCACCCCUUCACUCUUAUUUUCCUAGGACUCCUCCUUUGCAAUAAAAGUUCUUCAGUGGACUGAG
Messenger RNA from Felis catus (domestic cat), 1081 nucleotides. It is a transcript of the gene KRT88, whose product is annotated as keratin, type II microfibrillar, component 7C-like. Gene Ontology annotation, biological process: intermediate filament organization; keratinization. Gene Ontology annotation, molecular function: structural constituent of skin epidermis. Gene Ontology annotation, cellular component: keratin filament. NCBI's taxonomy places the organism in Eukaryota, Metazoa, Chordata, Mammalia, Carnivora, Felidae. The record is from RefSeq and is a predicted model, not a curated record. The coding region runs from base 110 to 751 and encodes 213 amino acids. The transcript is spliced from 6 exons.